UUAGCUCUCAGCUGUGCGCCGCGACGCUUGUCGAAAUUUUAUUUGCUGUGACGUGGAAUGUGGAAGUGAGGAAUUGAGCGAAAUUUAACUGAAAGCGAAAAACGGCAUAAUUUGACAAAAGCGAUAUUUGAGAAAAGGAAAAUAAAUAAAAAUUGAAAAAAAAACUGAAAUUUUUUUUUUUUUAAUUUAAAAUAAAAGAACUUCAAAAAAAAGUAUUCAAAACAAACAAAAGAAAAUAAAAAAAAUCAAAAAACAAUAAUUUAAAAAAAAUAAAAAAAAAAUAAAUUUCAAAAAAUUAAAAAAAAGAACAAAACUAUUUUUAAGCACAACUAAACAGUUAUAAACAAAAGUGCAGCAAAAACAAGUGUUUUUCCUAAAACUUUGCACAUUUUAACGGCAUUUUGUGCGUCAUUGUAAGCAGCGGCAGACGUCUGCGUCCACACCAGCGACCAAAUUUGAACAAAUUUGCGCGUGGAACAACUGAAUAUCAACAUAAGCGGCGUUGAAAACAACAACGAAAUUUCUUUCAAAAGGAAGCAGUUAUAACUGGAUAACUAAUCAAUCGUUUGAUUAAGAUACGAUCAGAAGCAACCAAAAAUGUCGGACACAUUGAGUCGAGUUAAGCUACAAUUGCGCCCAGUCAACGGCAGCGUUCUCAACGGUAAUGGCGACGAUAAGUCACCACCUUCACCGGCCACAAAACUACUGAUCAAUCACGGUAAACCGAACUAUACCAUACAGCGUUCACCGAAGGCACAACAAAAUGGCGGCGUCAAUCCGUUAAAUAAUGAAUUACAAAAUAACAACCGCAACAACUACUAUCCAUACAAAAGCGCCGGUGUUAAGGGCACCACGGGCGUCUUCACUAACGGCACUGCCAUAAAAACCAAUGGCGCUACAAACAACAAUAAUAAUAACAACAGCAGCAGUAAUAGCAGUCAGAAUGGCGAUGGCGAAUUGAUCAUACAGAGCACCAAAUUCAAUGGUGUCUUCAAGCCCGCCAACGUACAGAGGUUGGAGAGUACUGAUGAAGCUGAUAUCCCAGUUGUGCUGAGGCGUGUACCGAAGCCGGAAGCAACGCCAGCACCGGCUGAGAAUGGCAAUGAUGAAAAUGUGCCCGAGUUUAUACUACGUCAGCGUCGUAUACAAGAGCGUUUAGCUAAGGAGAACAUCCUGGACUUUGAAAAUCGGCGCAGCGGCUACUUCACACACGUUGUCAUAUCGCCAUCUUCACCGAAUCGCCAGUCUUUGGUGGAGACUAUGUCCAGUCCACCGAUUGUGCCAUCUUUGGAGAUACCGCCGCCUGCUAAAGAGACGAGAGAGGCAUCCAUAGCCGAAGAGAAUAAUGCUGAAGUAAGUGCCGCCGUCAAUGAUGAGACACCAGCACAUGAAGAAAGCGUGGCAGUGGCUACUAGUGCACAGGUUGAAGAAGAAGAAGUGGCCAAGGCAAUUGAAGAGGUUAACAAAGCGGUGGCUGGCGAAGUGGAUGAUGAAAAACCAGAAGAGCAGGCAGUUGAAGAAACAGUUGCAGUCGCAGCUGAAAUUAAAGUGGAUGCUCAAGAGCAAGCCGUUGCAGAGCACAAAGUUGAAGAACAGCAGAGUGUCGCACAGGAGGAGACCAAACUUGAAAGUGCGGAGCACAAAGUUGAAGAACAGCAAAGUGUGGCACAGGAGGAGAGCAAAAUUGAAGUGGUACAGGCUGAGGAACCAAAAGUCGAAGAAAUACAAACGCCUGUUGUAACUAUUGCAGUAACGAGCGCACCUUUAGUUGCAGAAGAAGAGCCACAAGAGUUGUCUGCUGAAGCAGCAGUAGCACCGACAGCUGAUUUGGCAGCUGAGCCACAGAGAGUAGUCGAAGUAGCAGAACAAGCCGAAGCUGUUGUAGUAACAACAAGUUCAGUCGAGUCAGUCGAGGUACCAAAAGAAAACGGAGUUGUUACUGCAGCCGAAACACCAAAAACGAAUGGUCACGCUGAGGAAGAUGUCACCAUUUCACAUACAAACGGCGUCGCUAACGGCUUAACUAAUGGACAUGCCACACCCAGUCUGCCUACACCCGAUCCCAGCGGUGCUUUGGGUGUUAACUACGAACCAAAGACAGUGGUUUCCUUUUCAAAGGAUUUAGAUGCACCAAACAAGUAUCCCGAUACAGUUAAGGUCACGAAAACAGUUGAAGAAAAUGGCGAAAAGAAAACAGUUGUGGAUCCGGCGAGCGAAGAGCUAAGGGAGUUGGCGAAAUUGAAAUUCGACAUUAAAGCCGACGAGAAUGAUGUACAAGUGACGCCCGUAUUGCGAGCCGACUAGAGUGAGCGAGCACAGUCAACGCAAAAAUUAGGGGUUACUGAGCUGAAAGAGCGCAGUAAUAAGCCAAUCGGGGGUUAUCUAAUAUACCUAUGUACAUACUAUUUAUGUUUGUCCAAACAAACACAGCAUAAACGGGGGGAAACGUCACUUCAAAAUAGGGGAAAAAUAAGUUGCUUUAAAAGUGCCGCAGUAGCCGAGAGUCUGUUGGGAUCAUGCUUAGGAAAAGUUGUUGGUAUUAGCAAAAAUUAUGAUUGCCAAGCGUGGGAUAAGUGCAUUAUAGCCAUAAGUGACGACAGUUUUAGCGCACACUGUUCGUUAUUAAAUAAAAUUAUUAUUAUUAUUAUUGUAUUGUAAUUUUUAUUAAAUUGUAACAUUAUAUAAUUUUGUUUUAUAUUAUUUAAGUCAAAAAAGUUGCCAAAUUCAUUUUAUUAUUGUACAAUAAAUUAAAAAUAAAUAUAUACACAAUCGUUUAAGCAUUAACAGCGUUGGAACGACUGAAAAUGGACUAUAUUUUUAUUUUUAAAUGGCAACUGUGGCAUGCCCGUAGAAAUGCUUAAAGAUUUUGAAAGUUUCAAUGCCAGAAGGGAAUGCAAAAUUGGUAUGGAAAGGAAUAUGGAAUAACUGGGGAUGGAACAUAAUAUUUGUUCAAUAAUAGUUUUGUAGUGGUAUUGACGAAUUGAUAAGGGAAUGAUGGGAAUGCGAAAUUGGAUUUGAAAUUAAUAUGGAACAUUUGGGAAUGGAACAUAUUUUUUGGAAAAUAAUAGUUGUGUAAUGGAAUCGAAGAAUUUAUAAAGGAAUGGUGUGAAUGCAAAAUUGGUAUGGAAAGUAGUAUGGAACAUCUUGGAAUGGAACAUAAUUCUUGUUCAAUAAUAGUUAUGUAGUCGAAUUGAAAAAUUGAUAAGGGAAUGAUGGGAAUGCGAAAUUGAUUUGAAAUUAAUAUGGAACAUUUGGGAAUGGAACAUAUUUUUUGUAGAAUAAUAGUCGCGAAUUGAAGAAUUUAUAAAGGAAUGGUGGGAAUGGAAAUUGAUAUGGAAAGUAAUAUGGAAUAUCUCGGAAUGGAACAUAAUUCCUUUUCAAUAAUAGUUAUGUAGUGGAAUUGAAGAAUUGAUAAGAAAUGAUGGUAAAGCGCAAUUGAAUUUGAAACUAAUAUGGAACAUUUGGGAAUAGAACAUAAUUCUAAUUCUAUAUUAAUUGUGUAGUUUUUACUGAUCAAACAGUCUAAAAAGUAUAGCAGCGUCUUUCCGACAAAUUUUAUAACACAUAAUUCACAACAAAACAAAAAAAUAAAAAAUACAAAUUUAAAAACUACAUAGUUUCUUUUCAUUAAGGAACAAAUGAGAAUAGAACAAUAAAAAAAUAAAUUUUGUGGUAAAUUUGUAAACUUUACGGAGAUAUUUUCAACACAUUAUAAUCGAUUCAUAUAAAUGAAUACUAAAGAAGCCAAUUUAUGUUUUAAAACAGCUGAAAUUGAAAUAGAUACGCUUGGAAUUGAAACGUAGAAUUCAGGAAGUGACUACUUUAGGACAUAUUACAGACCGGGCUUUGAAUGUAUGAGCUUGGAGUCACAACAAAAAGUAAAAAAAAAAUAUUUGAAACGCAAUGCAUUUUAAACAAGGAACAAAUGAAAGUGGAACGUUCAAAUUUUUAAAAUUGUUGCAAUGAAUUACUAAAAAUUUUUUUUGUUUUCCAUUUUCGAAAAUAAAUAUUCAGGGGAACAGUAGAAAAUGGAACAUGAGAGAACAAAUGAGAAUGUAACUAUAAAAUUUUUAAAAUUGUUGCAAUGAACUACCAGAAAAAAAUAGUUACGUUUGCUUUUUUGAAAAAAGAUAUUUAAUGGUACAAUUGAAAGUGAAACAUGAGAGCACAAAUGAGAAUGGAACGAUAAAAAUUGUAAAAUUGUUGCAAUGAAUUUAUAAAAAAAUUUAGUUUUCCAUUUUUGAAAAUAAAUAUUCAUCGGAACAAUUGAAAAUGAAACAUGAGAGAACAAAUAAGAAUGGAAUGAUCAAAAUUUUAAAAUUGUUGCAAUGAAUUACUUAAAAAUUUAGUAACGUUUUCCAUUUUCAAAAAAAAUAUUCAACGGAUUAAUUGAGAAUGAAACAUGAGGGAACAAGUGAGAAUGGAACGAUAAACAUUUCAUAAUUGUUGCAAGGAAUUAGUAAAAAAAUUUAGUUACGUUUUCCCUUUUCAAAAAUAAAUAUUCAAAGGAACAAUUGAAAAUGAAUCUUGAGAGAACAAAUGAGAAUGAAACGCUGCAAGUUUUAAAAUUGUUGCAAUGAAUUACUAAACAAAAUAAGUUACGUUUUCCAUUUUUAAAAAUAAAUAUUCACCAGAACAAGUGAAAAUGAAACAUAAGGGAACUAAUGAGAAUGGAACGAUCAAAAUUUUAAUAUUAUUACAAUGAAUUACUAGAAAACUAGUUAACGUAAUUAAUUCCAUUUUCGAAAAUAAAUAUUCUGCGGAAUAAUUGAAAAUGAAACAUGAGGGAACAAAUGAGAAUGGAACGAAAAAAAAAUUAAAAUUGUUGCAAUGCAUUGCUAAAUAAAUUUAGUGACGUUUUCAUUUUCGAAAAAAAUAUUCAACGGAACAAUUGAAAAUAAAACAAAAUGAAAACAAUUUGGUACACCAUACAUUUUAAACAAGGAACAAAUGAGAAUGGAACAUUAAAAUUUUUAAAUUGUUGCCAUGAAUUACUAAAAACAAUUUAUUACGUUUACCGCUUUCGAAAAUAAAUAUUCAACGGAACAAUUGAAAAUGAAUUUGGAAUAUACACAAAAUUAAACGAAUAAAUUUUAAAAAGAUACUACAUACAUAUGUAUGCAUUAAUAAAAACGAAUUGCAAACGAAAAGCAUAUUUGAACAUCUGAAAUAAAAUCUGGAACGCGUGAUAUUGAAACACUCGUUUUUGAAAAGCAGCUAAAUAUUACGCCUAAUGCAUAGACCCACUCAUUUUUAAGCUACGACAAAUGUUAGUGAAAUAUGUUUCUUUAUGCAAGGAAAUAUGUACAUAGCUAUGUAUGUAUAGUGAAAAUGGAAGCGAUAUUGCUUGGAACAAAAGAAAAAAAUCUUCGAGUAUUUUUUUAAGCUGAAAAUAUCCUACAGAAGCAUUUAAUAAUUGCAAGAAAUGGUUAAGGUGCUUGUUUUUUUUAUUUUGUCGAUAAAGAUAUUAUACACAAAUCUAAUCUUAAUAUAAUCUUCGUUUCGGUUAUUUAUUGGUGAAAUAUCUGGAUGCUGUUGAAUCAAAAGAUAUCACUACAUUAAUGAGGGCAAAAUCUUCGUUGUUGUUAAUGCACGUUUUGUUGCUAUUUUUGUAUGUGCAUUCCUUCACUGAGCUCAAGGAAACAACCCGUUCAGUUUUUGUUGGAGUUUUUGAUUUUUUCUUCAAACAAGUUGGAUAAAAGGAUACCAUUUUACUUUUUAUUUGUAAUGGUUGCAACAUAUAUGUAUAAAAAUCAUAAUUAUCAAUCUUAUGUAUAUGUUCCUAGCAACACUAUUAGUUCGCUAGUUUCAUGUCAGUAACGUUCCACUCAGCACUCAACCGCACAUAAAAUUAUUCAGAGCAAAUAUUGUACACUUGGACAUUAAGGUGAACCUUUUUUAGUGACAUUUAUAAUGUUGUUACUAAAAUUACGUUAUUGGCACGAAGGAAACGUUCUGGAAUGA
Molecule: messenger RNA, 5964 nt
Organism: Bactrocera neohumeralis
Lineage: Eukaryota; Metazoa; Arthropoda; Insecta; Diptera; Tephritidae
Gene: hebe
Product: general transcriptional corepressor trfA
Exons: 3
Coding region: 598-2304 (568 amino acids)
Source: RefSeq, a predicted model, not a curated record